AUGGCAUGGCUCAAUUCCCCUGCCGUAGAGUUAGGUUUUCCGCUCAUCCUCCUCUGGAUAAUAUACAGAUUUGUCACAAAGAGGAAGUGCCACAGCAACAAGGGGAAGUUGGGAUUGCCACCAGGGCCACGGCCAUGGCCACUGAUAGGCAAUCUCCAUCUUUUGGGAAGCCUUCCUCACAAGUCCCUAGCUGACCUCGCAAAAAAGCACGGGCCCAUCAUGUCUUUCCGCUUGGGCUCGGUACCCACGAUUGUGGCCUCUUCUCCUGCCAUGGCCAAAGAAUUCCUUAAAACCCACGAUCUGAUCUUCGCAAAUAGGCCACCUUCAGCGGCGGCACAUUACAUGGCCUACCAGCGCAGAAACAUGGUGUUUGCCCCCUACGGAGAGUACUGCCGGCAGAUCAGAAAGCUCUGCACAAUUGAAUUACUGACGACCAAGAGAACGGAGUCAUUCAGGUGGGUGAGGGAGGAAGAGGUGUCUGCCAUGGUGCGAUCUGUGUGGGAGAAGAGCGACAAGGCCAUGCGCUGCAUCGAACUGCGGAACCCCAUCUCCUCCCUCACACUCAACAUUAUCUGCAGAAUGUUUGCAGGCAGAACUUUCUCCGACCAUGAACUGGGCGGUGGAGUGUUUUUAGAGAUGAUGGAUGAGAUUAUGCAUCUCGGGGGAGUAUUUGUUCUCGGAGACUACAUUCUCUCUGUUGCCUUUCUCGAUUUGGGAGGCUUCUGCCGCCGUAUGCAGGCUGUUCAUAAAAUAUACGAUGAGUUUGCUGACAAGCUCAUCGAUGAGCACGUUGACCGGAGAAGGGCGAAAAAGUCGGAGUCUCUGGACAUUGUGGACGUGCUGCUGCACAUGGCUGAGAGCGAGAAUUCUGCGAUAGAAGACAUGUUAAGCGGUGGAGUAGAGACAUCUGCGGCAACUGUAGAAUGGGCAAUCACUGAGCUGCUGAGAAACCCUCAAGUGAUGGCAAGGGGGCAGCAAGAGAUUGACUUACAGGUUGGGAGAGAUCGCAUCGUAAGGGAAAGUGAUCUGCUCAUAGACUGCUUUGAUUGGAGUGCAGAGGGUGAUUUGGAUAGGGAUGAAGAGUUUGGAUUGACCCUACCAAAGAAGAGUCCUCUCUCUGCUCUUCCUUCGUGGAGGCUCACCACCGAUGAGCCACUAUAA
Cryptomeria japonica (Japanese cedar) is the source of this 1161-nucleotide messenger RNA. Its product is annotated as cytochrome P450 750A1-like. The record is from RefSeq and is a predicted model, not a curated record. The transcript has 3 exons. The coding region runs from base 1 to 1161 and encodes 386 amino acids. NCBI's taxonomy places the organism in Eukaryota, Viridiplantae, Streptophyta, Pinopsida, Cupressales, Cupressaceae. Gene Ontology annotation, molecular function: monooxygenase activity; heme binding; iron ion binding.